AACAUUUCGACUUUUUGAGGUUGGUACUGCACUGCGACAUCGUGGGUUGUGUUUACAUCGUCUAAAUACUUAGUGUUCAAUAUAGUUGAAUUGUAAAAAUGAAGAACCAGGAUCUAGUUGACUAUCUCAGAGAGUGUGGUGUAUGUCAAUUCUGCCAGUUGCGUUAUCUUAAAGCCCGCGGCAAUGAAUAUCAAAAUCAAAAGGAAUAUUUUGAGCGGGUCAGUGUUGAAUUGAAAGAUGAAUCGGAUGGAACUUCUGACCCUGCGAAUAAAAAAAAACGUCAGAAUGUUUGUCCAACAUGUUUAGAUUUGUUUUCAAACAGUUUUAAGGAGCAGCUCCUGCAGGCAAUAUUAUGUACCGACAUUGAAAAAUAUGAAUGCGGCGGUAUUGUUGUUGCUAUCAGUAUACCAAUAGUUCUGCAGUUACGGCAAUUGUCAAUGUGGUACGCACUUUUAGACAAAUUUGGCAGCGAUAUUAGUCUGGAUCGGUCUCCAGAUGUUUCUGUGAAAGAAGCAAUAAAGCUCAUUUUGAACCCAACAAUUUGUGAAAGUCUGAGAAAAAAUUAUGAUAUCAAUAAUGGCCUUAUGAUAAACAUAAAUUUAUGUCAUGCACAAGAAGAAGAAGGCAUAGCUCGAUUAGGGAAACUGAAUAACGUGGUUCAUCCUCCCAAAAAAGGGCAGAAGUUGGAACCAAUUUCGCGGUCGUUGAUUGAGAAAAAAUAUACACCUUUAAGAGUCAGUUCGGAAUUGUUUAAAGAGGUAUUUCCUGUGCCACCCUCAAUACCAAAUGAAAGUCUGAAAUUGGAUAACAUUUCGCUGCUCGGUCCUUCAACAUAUGUAGCUGGGCGAUAUAGAAAGAUUUCAAGGCAUCUUUCACAUACUCCAUGGGUAUUAAAUGGCGAAAGAGUCAUGAGCGACAGUAUAGAAGAGAUUAUUAUACGUAAUAUAGCUCCACACUUUUGCGAUGAUACAAAAAAAGUAAAUUUUAUGUCGAGCGGUAGAGAGGAUGUAGAUGUACGAUGCCUUGGCGCCGGCCGCCCGUUCGUAUUGGAAAUACAGAAUGCUUUUCGCGUGUCUUUGCCACCUGAACAAGCUCGGCAAAUGAAGGGAUAUAUCGAUGCCUCACAAAAAAUAUCUGUCCGCGAUCUUCAAGUAGUGGCACGAGAAGAUUUGUCCCACAUUAAAAUGGGAGAAGAACAAAAACGAAAAUGUUAUCGUGCACUUUGCCAACUCUCUAGACCUGUGACGACAGACAUUUUAAAAAAAUUGAAUUUAGAACAAGGGUUUGAAAUUCAACAAAAAACGCCAAUACGAGUAUUACACCGUAGACCCCUGCACACACGUCCUCGAACGGUAUACAGCCUUAAAGCGUCAGUUUGUCAACAAAAUAAAUGCCUAAUAAUACUUGAUGUUGUGACACAGGCUGGAACAUAUAUUAAAGAGUUAGUAUAUGGAGAAUUCGGACGCACAAAACCAUCAGUGGCAUCAUUGAUUGGCCAGCCCAUUGACAUUGUCGCACUUGACGUAAUGGAAAUAGAUUUAGAUUGGCCACCAACAGUUACGGACUAAUACAUUACCGUUUAAUCAUA
Molecule: messenger RNA, 1588 nt
Organism: Anastrepha obliqua
Lineage: Eukaryota; Metazoa; Arthropoda; Insecta; Diptera; Tephritidae
Gene: Pus10
Product: putative tRNA pseudouridine synthase Pus10
Exons: 3
Coding region: 99-1568 (489 amino acids)
Biological process (GO): tRNA pseudouridine synthesis
Molecular function (GO): pseudouridine synthase activity; RNA binding
Source: RefSeq, a predicted model, not a curated record